AUGUACCAUGUGUUCUCAAGCUCGCUGAUGGCAUCAGUGGCUAAGGACAUGCCAAGGACAAAGUAUCCCUUGGCUCCCUUGGAGGUGUACAUAAAUCUUUGGCUCAAGAAAAAGACCUUGGGCAAAUUCCUCAGCUACCCCUUCAGGUGUGAGGAACAGCGAAAAGGCUCCAUACACCUAUGCUGUAAGAAGAUGAAGAUUGUUUCAAGGUCCAAAGAAAAUAUUAAGAAAGUUCUCAAUAUGGUGAAGCUGGACUGUAUCCAGGAGGUGGAAUUGAAUUUCACCCAGAAGCUGUCAACUCUGGCCAAGUUUGCUCCUCUCCUGGGCAAGAUGAGCAAUGUUCAGAGACUCCUUCUCUCCCCCAUUCAUGGGUCUGCUGAUGAGGAAGAAGACCAUCAGGCUCUUCUGCAAUUUAUGUUUCAGAUCCUCAGGCUGCAGUACCUCUGGGAUGUCUGUAUGAAAGCUCCAUCCUUCCUCAAAGGCCUCCUGAACCAGAUGCUCAAAUGCCUGAAGACCCCUUUGGACAACAUCUCUAUGACCAGCUGCCUGCUUACAGAACCGAACUUGCCCCAUCGGUCCCAGUGUCCAGCCAUCUAUCAGCUGAAGGGCCUGAAUCUGAGUGGUGUUACCCUGACCAACUUUAGUGCCAAGCCCCGCCAAGUUCUGCUGGAGACAGUUGCAGGCACUCUUGAAGAACUGGACUUAAAUGUGUGUGGGAUCAUGGAUGCCCACGUCACAGCCAUCCUGCCUGCCCUGAACCACUGCUCUCAGCUCAGGGUCCUCAGCGUGUGUGGGAACCUCGUCUCCAUGGCAGUCCUGCAGAGUCUCCUGUGUCAUAACUCAUGGGUUGCCUGCUUUAAGUCUAGAGAUUUAUACUGCCCUUUGGGAGAAUUACAGUUCUCGGAUAUUCUUCACCAGGAGAGGCUUGUCCAGCUAAAAGCUGAGCUUUGGGAGAUUCCACAGAUUUAG
Bubalus bubalis (water buffalo) is the source of this 969-nucleotide messenger RNA. Its product is annotated as PRAME family member 27-like. The transcript is spliced from 2 exons. NCBI's taxonomy places the organism in Eukaryota, Metazoa, Chordata, Mammalia, Artiodactyla, Bovidae. Gene Ontology annotation, cellular component: cytoplasm. The record is from RefSeq and is a predicted model, not a curated record. The coding region runs from base 1 to 969 and encodes 322 amino acids.